AUGGAGCCUCGUGGUGAUGGCAAGGAGGAGACCUCUCUGCCUCUGGAGCUAAGCAGGUUCCAGCUCUCCGAGGAGUUCGGCUUCCUUCUUCCCCACCCUCUGACAGAGCUGCCAGCAGCCUAUGCUCCCUGGAUGGAGGUUGCCCAGGCCCUGCCCCAGCUGAUCGCCAGCCGCCAGCUCCGCUCCCGAGUUCUCCAGAUGCCGCAGCUGAGCACCCAGCAGCUUGGAGCGCAUGAGGAGCUGCACUUGGCACACCUGGUGCUGAGCUUCAUCACCAUGGGCUACCUCUGGCAGGAGGGUGAGGAGGGCACCACGAAGGUCCUGCCCCGAAAUCUUGCUGUGCCCUUCUGGGAGGUCUCCCAGGCCCUGGGCCUCCCUCCCAUCCUCAGCCAUGCUGACUUCGUGCUGGCCAACUGGAGGAGGAGGAACCCCAACGGGCCUCUGGAAAUGGAGAAUCUGGACACCAUCAUCUCACUCCCUGGGGGAGAGAGCCUGCGAGGCUUCAUCCUGGUCACCUUCCUAGUGGAGAAGGCAGCUGUGCCUGGCAUUAAGGCCAUCGUCCAGGCCAUCCAUGCCAUCCUGCAGCUGGAUGAGGAGAGCCUGCACAAAGCCCUGCAGCAGCUGGCAGAGGCCAUUGGGGACAUGAGCCAGGCCUUGAGGCAGAUGCAUGACCACGUGGAUCCAGCGGUGUUCUACGCCGUGAUCCGGAUCUUCCUCUCCGGCUGGAAGGACAACCCUGCCAUGCCGGAUGGGCUGAUUUAUGAGGGGGUAGCCGAGGACCCCAUGCGGUACUCGGGAGGCAGCGCGGCACAGAGCAGCGUCCUGCACGCCUUCGAUGAGCUGCUGGGGAUCCGCCACAGCCAGCAGAGCUCUGCCUUCCUGCUCAGGAUGAGGGACUACAUGCCCCCAGCCCACAGAGCCUUCCUGGAAGAGAUCCACCGUGCCCCCUCCCUCAGGCAGCUGCUGCUCCACUCGGGCUCCCCGCGGCUCCGCGCAGCCUUCAACCGCUGCGUCUCGGCCCUGGUGGACUUCAGGUCCUACCACAUCACCAUUGUCACCAAGUACAUCACCCUGGCAGCAGCCAAGGCCAGGCAGGCAGAGCUGGGGGCCAGGGAUGGCCCCUCCCUGGGGAAGCCUCCAUCUGCGCUGGAGGCCAAAGGCACCGGCGGCUCCCAUAUCUUCGUCUUCCUGAAGAGCAUCAGGGACAGCACCAGGGAAGGGAUGAUCCCUGCCUGA
Molecule: messenger RNA, 1236 nt
Organism: Indicator indicator
Lineage: Eukaryota; Metazoa; Chordata; Aves; Piciformes; Indicatoridae
Gene: IDO2
Product: indoleamine 2,3-dioxygenase 2
Exons: 10
Coding region: 1-1236 (411 amino acids)
Biological process (GO): 'de novo' NAD+ biosynthetic process from L-tryptophan
Cellular component (GO): cytoplasm
Molecular function (GO): indoleamine 2,3-dioxygenase activity; metal ion binding; L-tryptophan 2,3-dioxygenase activity
Source: RefSeq, a predicted model, not a curated record